Molecule: messenger RNA, 4442 nt
Organism: Daucus carota subsp. sativus
Lineage: Eukaryota; Viridiplantae; Streptophyta; Magnoliopsida; Apiales; Apiaceae
Product: leucine-rich repeat receptor protein kinase EMS1
Exons: 3
Coding region: 96-1376 (426 amino acids)
Biological process (GO): protein phosphorylation
Molecular function (GO): ATP binding; protein kinase activity
Source: RefSeq, a predicted model, not a curated record
UCUUGGCGGCUCUUACCUGUCUUUUACUUUUCUUACACAAAUUAUAUCUCUCUCUCCCUCUCUAAUAUUGACUCUACUCAUCCAAGAAAAACUCCAUGGCCAUGGAUUCAGCUUUUCAAGGUGUAAUAGCUGCAACCCUAAGCUUCAUCAUCGUAACUCUCCUCUUCGCCAUCCUCAUCUUCGUUUGCAAAAAAUCUAAAACUAACAACAUUACACGACCCCGAAACCCGACACGAACACGAACCGUUCCCAGCUCUGUUUCGCUGACCGAAACAGCCAGCUUUGACCCAAGCCUGCCUUCCUUUUCUCUCUCUGACCUCGUAAAAGCCACCCAAAAUUUCUCGCCGGAUCUCAUCAUCGGCGACGGAAGCUUUGGAUUAGUUUACAAGGCAAAUUUAUGGAAUUCUAAUAUAGUAGCGGUCAAGAAAUUGUCCGCCGAUGCUUUCCAGGGUUUCCGAGAAUUUCGCGCUGAAAUGGAAACCCUGGGAAAGAUACAGCACCCGAACAUCGUUAAGAUGCUCGGGUACUGUGCCACCAAUCUGGAUCGGAUUCUGAUUUACGAGUUUAUCGAGAAAGGGAGUUUGGACCAAUGGCUAUGCGACACGUCACCGGACUCUAUGUCAGAAACCAAAUUACCGUUAUCUUGGGAAACGAGAUUGAGUAUUAUUGGUGACGUGGCAAGAGGGCUAUGUUUUAUGCACAAUUUGGAGACUCCUAUUAUUCAUAGAGAUAUAAAGGCUAGUAAUGUAUUGCUUGAUUCCAAAUUUGGGGCUCAUAUUGCUGAUUUUGGAUUAGCUAGGAGGAUGGAAAGUACGGAUUCACACGUGUCCACGCAGGUUGCGGGAACGAUGGGCUAUAUGCCGCCUGAGUAUUUUCACGGCUCCACCAUCGCGACGCCAAUGGGAGAUGUUUAUAGUUUCGGAGUGUUGAUGUUGGAGAUUGCAACCGGGAGGCGGCCUAAUUGGCCUUUUAAGGAUGAUGGUGGCAAGGACAUUAGAAUAGUGGAAUGGUGCAAAAAAAUGGUCCAACAAAAUUCAGAAAUGAAGAUUAUUGAUAGUGCCAUUUUGAAAGAGGACUUGAAAGAGAAACAGGUUGUGGAGUUUUUCAGGAUUGCUUUGUUGUGUGUAGAAGAAUCGGCUCCUAAGCAUAGGCCUUCGAUGAUUGAGGUUGAAGAAUACGGCCAGCAGAACAAUUACGUGAGACAAGCAGAAAACUGUUAUAUGAAAGUCCUGCCAUCUGAUACUGCCAGAGCUCCAACUACAAAUUCAGGAAUUCGACCUGUUGUGAACCCGUCUGCUGCAAGCCCCCUGUUCAGUUUUUCCCCAGCAUUUCUUUUAGCACUGCUUGGAGCUACAUUUUUAAAGUACUAUUACUAGUUUUUUGGGAGCCUCGUAAUCAUGUCACCAAAUUUCAGAACUAUACUUCUGGAAAUAGGCUUUGAGUGAGUUACUGGAUUUCCUAUGUUAUGUAAUUUUUUACGAUUUUGUUUCUGUAAAGAUAAAAUUAGUUCACAUCAGGGAAUUGUUUGUUCACAUCUUAACCAACAAUUCAGUGGCUGAUCCUUCUAAAUUAUGGGAGCAAAACUGGAAGCCAGUGUCUGAUGAUAUCCUCUAUAAAAGACGGCUUGAUUGGAACAAUCUGACUCUGCAGCUUAGUGAGAUGGAUAUCUAUAAUUAUACUCUAGCAGGUCUCAGUCUUCCGUCCAGAAACGUUCUAGUUGUACGGGAAUCUUCUUCAAUUUCCCACAAUCAGUUUUUUGAAAACUUCUAAGUGAAGGGAAUGCUCCGUCUUCAGCUUGCCAUUCUUCCAGUUCUGGGAAAUCUAUGAAUCUUAAAAUUUGAAGACUUGGAAACGCAUUAUGACUGUUAACCAUUGUUUUUCCCAUGUACACACUAUCCAACUCAAGAGCCGUAAGAUUUGGUAAAUCUCCGAGGGUAGGCAUUGGAUCUUCUCUAAAAUCACUACAAACCAGUCUUAAAUCCGUGACUGAAUCUGGCAGAAAACUUAGUUCUGAUGGAGAUAUUAUAGUACCCAAUAAGUCGACGCUCUUGAGAUGCUGGCAAUAUGAAAGUGGUUUGCUUGUUGGAAUAAUGGCAGAAAAAAAAGAUAGGCUUAAUGUUUGGAGACUUGUUAAGUCAGCUAUGGACUGCAACGUGUAUGCAUAUCCUCCUCCUCCUCCAUUUGAUGAUGAAUCUUCUGAUUCUUCUACUAUAGAUAGUGUAUGGAGGUUGGUGAUCAUGCCAGUGUCAAUCUCAAGCCAGUCCUUGUACUGUACAAGACUUAGAGUCUCGAGCUUUUUCUGGUUGUUCCCAAUCUUUAUGCUCCCACUAUAGUAUCCAAACGUUAGAUGCCUCAACUCUUUUAAUUCCCAUAUUUCUCUAGGAAGUUUGUAACAUUUAUAGUCUGAGCCACACAAAGUUUGCAGCCUUUUCAGCUUGCCUAUACUUGGAGGAAUUACUAAUGCUUCCUCAGAGAUACCACCCAUUAAGCCUAAGAACUUGAGGAGAACUAAAUCUCCAAUUUCUUCCGGUAUCCUCUCAGAAUUCACACUUGUCAAAUCUAGCACCUUGAGUUUUUUGAAUCUGGUAUACAUCAACUUCAUUUCUUGUAAGUUGACUCUACCACUUAAGUUAUUUAGUGCCAACGAACGCAUUUUUAAACAAUCAGAUCUACCCCCAGACAAUUCAAAGUACUCACCAAUUCCAUUGUAAAUGGCUUGACGUGGUUGUCCUUCCAACAGAUGGAUGGAAUUUCGGUGUUGUUGACUUGAGUCAAAUGUUACUAACAACUUGUGCUCCAUCGCCUUAUUUCUGGCAAGUUCAUGUACAAGAUCAUGGACUCGACAUUCCAGGACUUUUCCGUUCCAGUGCACCGUUGCAAUCUGAAUCAAAUUACGACUAAUUAGAUCAUUCAGAUAAUCAUUAGCUAAAUCCUCCUUGACUACUCCGGAUCCUGUGUUAUCUUCUGGUAUGAGUUCCUCUGCAAUCCAUAAAAGCUUCAACUGGUGAGCGCCAAUAAUAUGGUCUCCUGGGAACCUCGCGAGGUAGAGAAAACAAUCCCGGAUCUGGGAAGACAAGUUAUCAUAGCUCAAGCUUAGUAUUUCUUCUAUGUCCACCGACUCGUCCUUCAAGUGCCUCCAAAUAUGCUCCUUCACCUUUGACCAAUACUCAUAGCUCCGGUUUUGCAAUAAUAGGCCGCUCAGUACCACGAUUGCAAGUGGCAAACCUCCACAUUUGCCAACCAUUUCCAUUCCUAACUUUUCCAUUGUCGGGGUUGUUGGUUUGGCUUUCUUACAAAACAACUUCCAGCUCUCCUCUUCCUUCAAAAAUUGUAAUUGAUGCACAAAACAUUUAUCAUCUACUGUUUCUGCUACUUUUUUGUUUCGGGUGGUUAUGAUAAUUCUACUACCAUUCUCGUCAUUGGGAAAUGCAAUUUUAAUCACUUCCCAAGCCUUUAUAUCCCAUAUAUCAUCAAUCACUGCAAUAUAGCGGCCUUGACCUUGUAGUAACUUUCGCGUGUGCUGUAGCAGAUCUUGCUCAUCCAUCUUUGACAAUUCUUUUUCGUGCUCAAGUCCCAUAAAAGACUUUAUCAACCUCUUCAGAACAUCUUUAAUGUUAUAGUCCAUAGAAACACAAACCUUGGCACGAGUGUCAAAAUGGCUUAACUCAUUACUGUUGUACAACUUGGUGGCAAGUGAAGUCUUGCCCAGGCCCCCCAUUCCGUGAAUGGAAAUGACUUUGAGGGAGGGAUCCGUGCUGUCAAGUUGAGCCAUCAAAGCCUUGAUAUCAUCCUCAAAGCCAACCACAUCCACCUGGUUAUCAAUAGCAGUUGUUCUCAAUAAGGUUCUGUUUUUCUGUUGCACGUUUGGAGUGGCUAAGAUGUCGUUAAUGCCAUACUCGUUUCGCCUCUUCUUGAUCACGGUGAUCCUUUUCUUGAGUAUCUCGAUAUCUUUGCCAAUACCACAAAGCACAGAUUCUCUCUUGCAAAUGCAAAUACAAGUCUGAAAACGAUCCAGUAUACCUCGUUCCAGGCCUGCGUAUUCUUCCUGGUGAGACCUAAACUUCUGCAGGAUUGUAACAGCAUCAUUCGCGACAUCUCUGACAUCGUUUACCCAUUUGCAGAUUACUUCCUCCGUCUGCCUUGCUUCGGCGUAUCUGACAGCAGGUUGCAGGUAGCCUAAUUCAUCUUUGAGCCACCUUACACCAUCUUUUACUCCUAUCCUUAUGUUAACUUGUUGUGUAAGAAAGUCUCUAAUUCUUUCAAGUGCAAAAGCUACAGUUCCGUCGGCCAUUCUUGUCUGAAAUGUAUAUGGAAAUUCUUUAGGCCUUAACUAUGUUCAAAUUAAGAAGUGUUUGUUAAUACCAUUCUUCGUGGAAAGAUCAUGUACCUUUCAUUGUUUGAAAUGUAUAUGGAAAAAUUGCUUGGUUCACAUUGUAAUUGUA